Messenger RNA from Daldinia caldariorum, 1031 nucleotides. RefSeq lists its product as uncharacterized. Gene Ontology annotation, cellular component: cytoplasm. Lineage: Eukaryota; Fungi; Ascomycota; Sordariomycetes; Xylariales; Hypoxylaceae. Bases 237 to 1004 code for a protein of 255 amino acids. The record is from RefSeq and is a predicted model, not a curated record. The transcript has 2 exons.
UUAUUUGAGGUCUAAAUCUGUUUGCAUCCCAUCUUUUUGAGACGAGUAUCUGAUAUUCCUCUUGAACUCAAUUAAUGCAACUUACGGUACAGUCUGAUAAUUGCAUAUAAUGCAUAUAAUGCAUACACGUAGCCAAUUACACGGGCAUCUUAAGAUAUCAGAUCCCUGAACGAUGUUUCUCGACUUAUCCUCGAAGAACAAGUAUACAAACAUCCAGUCUUCUCACAAACCACACGAUGUCUUCGAAACAACCCAGGCAUUUAGUAAUUGUAUGCUGUCAUGGUAUCUGGCUUGGUGGUCCUGCACGAGGUCAUGACGAAGAUGAAUGGCUCAUUGCCGGAUUCCAAAAAGGCGAAACACCAACUUUCAUUGAACAUAUCAAGGCAGGACUACAAGUCUUACAAGAAACCGAAGAUUCUAUUUUGAUGUUUUCUGGCGGGCCCACAAGAAAGGAGACAAGUCUAUCUGAAGCUCGAAGUUAUGCGAAUCUUGCCAUCUCUAACGGUUGCUUUGGAAUUUUCCCAGAAAACGAUGUCAGGGACAGGUUGCACUGCGAGGAGCGAGCAUUGGACUCUUAUUACAAUGUCUUGUUCUCGCUCACCAAAUUCUGGUCUGAUCAUAAGACAUGGCCUAAGACUAUGACCAUAGUUAGUCACGCUUUUAAACGCGAACGCUUAAUAGACUGCCACUGUGGUGCUAUUGGAUUUCCCCUAGAGCGUAUCAGCUUUGUUGGUAUAGAUCCGCCCGGCGUGGUGGAUGGAACAAAUGAGGCGGCUACCAAAGGCAUUGUUGAAGCGAUUACGCAGUGGAAAGAGGAUCCUCAUGGCAAGGGAGAGCUUCUAGCCGGUAAGCGCAGGAAGAGAAAUCCAUGGAGAGUCCCCCAGGGCCUCUUCCUUAAUGAGGACGAUCGGAUUGGCAGCGGUGUACAGUCAACUUUGGCUAGCGAAGGCGAGGAGAUGCUCCUCGAAGGAGUUACCCAACCAUGGUCUCGACAUCUGAGCUAAUGAGUUAAUGAGCUAACUUGCAUUGAU